UCUGAGGGCAUCGCCAUUUUGCGAAUGAAAAACACUUCGAUUUAGGGUUUGGCAUACAACGCCGGAUUUCAUAACUUUUAUCAGAUAACACUCCUCGUCAGUGGUACACAAUACGAUCAGAAAUGCCGUUGGCACAAUUAGCGGACCCAUGGAAGCCCAUGGACGUAUCCAACAAUGAUGAGGCUUUCCAAGAAGACAUGGCGGUUGAUGAUCAGAAUGAAGAUGAGAUGGACAAAGAGAUUGAGAUCGGGAGCGACACAUUACAAGGCAAAGAAGGGGAGCGAGUGGACCCUUCCCAUUUUGAACUGCUGAAGGUUCUUGGGCAGGGAUCAUUUGGCAAGGUUUUCUUGGUACGGAAGAUAUCUGGAAAAGAUACUGGUACAUUGUUUGCCAUGAAGGUCCUGAAAAAAGCCACAUUAAAAGUGCGUGACAGACAGCGAACCAAAAUGGAGCGGGAUAUACUGGCUGACGUCAAUCAUCCAUACAUUGUGAGGCUUCACUAUGCCUUUCAGACAGAGGGUAAGCUGUACCUUAUUUUGGAAUUUCUUCGAGGUGGAGACCUGUUCACUCGACUCUCUAAAGAGCUACAAAUUGACGGAUAUUUACCCCAGGUGAUGUUCACAGAGGAGGAUGUGAAGUUCUACCUGGCAGAGCUGGCUCUGGCCUUGGACCACCUGCACUCCAUUGGCAUUGUGUACCGGGACUUGAAGCCAGAAAACAUACUACUGGACUCUGACGGGCACAUCAAGCUGACUGACUUUGGCUUGAGCAAGGAGUCGCUGUUCGAGGACAAGAAGACCUACUCCUUCUGCGGCACGGUGGAGUACAUGGCCCCAGAGGUGGUCAACAGGAAGGGGCACGGCACCGCCGCAGACUGGUGGUCCUAUGGUGUUCUUAUGUUUGAGAUGUUAACAGGUGCUUUACCAUUCCAAGGGAGCAAUCGAAAGGAGACUAUGACACAAAUACUUAAAGCCAAGCUGGGGAUGCCUGGAUUUCUGUCUCUGGAGGCUCAAAGUCUGCUGAGAGCAUUGUUCAAGAGGAACCCACAGAACAGACUAGGUUCCAGUAACAGCGGCAUAGAAGAGCUGAAGUCACAUGCGUUCUUUGCUUCAAUAGACUGGAUUAAGUUAAUGAAACGUGAGGUCAGCCCACCCUUCAAACCUGCUGUGGUUCAGACAGACGACGCAUUCUACUUCGAUCCAGAGUUCACAUCAAAGACACCCAAAGAUUCCCCAGGUAUCCCUCCCAGCGCUACUGCCCAUGAGUUGUUCAGAGGAUUCAGUUUUGUAGCCCCGGCUUUACUGGACGAUCAUCUGCCUUCCAGAAACCCUCUGGACAAUCAAAUCAGUCUUGCUAAGCUUCCUGGUGUUAAGACUAGUGCAUUUAUUGAUGAAUACGAGUUGAAAGAGGACCUGGGCAUUGGUUCAUAUUCUGUCUGUAAGAGAUGUGUACAUCGCCAAAAUGGAAACAGUUACGCAGUAAAGAUAAUGAACAAAGAGAAAGUGGAUCCAUCCGAAGAGGUUGAAAUUCUCCUGAGAUUUGGGCGUCAUCCAAAUAUUAUAACUUUAAGAGAUGUAUUUGACAACGGCCACAAGGUGUACAUGGUGUGUGAGUGGCUCCAGGGAAAGGAACUCCUCGACAAGAUCCUUCAACAGCGGUUCUUCUCUGAGCGCGAGGCCAGCGCUGUGCUACAGGUUGUCACAAAGGCAGUCGAGUACCUGCAUCAGAAUGGCGUUGUUCACAGAGAUCUCAAGCCCUCCAACAUUCUCUACGCAGACACCAGUGGUAACCCAGAGAGUCUGCGCAUCUGUGACUUCGGGUUUGCCAAGCAGCUCCGGGCAGACAAUGGCCUCUUGAUGACGCCAUGCUAUACAGCAAACUUUGUGGCACCUGAGGUGCUGAAGCGCCAGGGUUAUGAUGCAGCCUGUGAUAUCUGGAGUCUGGGAGUGCUCCUCUAUACUAUGCUGGCAGGGCACACACCAUUUGCCAACGGACCCAACGACACGCCAAAUGACAUCCUGGGUCGUAUCGGAGAAGGGAAGUUCAGUCUCACUGGAGGAAACUGGGAUUCCGUCUCCUUACCUGCAAAGGACCUGGUUGCGAGGAUGCUGCACAUUGACCCCCACAAAAGACUGACGGCCCCGGAAGUCCUUAAGCACAACUGGGUGGCCAACAGGGACCAGCUCCCGCACAUGAGACUCACCCUGCAGGACCCACACGCUGUCAAGGGUGCUAUGGCAGCAACAUUCAAGGCAUUAAAUUCCCAGCCCAAAGUCGCCGCCCUUGAGCCUGUGGGGGCGUCUUUCUUAGCCCAACGCAGAGGAAAAGCACGCCCCAAAAGCUCUACAGCAGUAUGACGACCUAUCACCUCCACUAAUGAUAUAUAGGAACAACAGCAAAUGCAGCACAGUGCAUUUUCUCAUUUUAUAUCAUAUAUUUGGCAAUUGAAUUUGUUAUACAUUUUGUUAUUGUUUUUUUUUUUUUUUUUUGGUUAAUUAACGUUUUUUGAUGUUUUGUCAAUGACAUCUCAAGGUCCAAAGUAUUUGAAGUAUAUAUGACUUAACUUUAAAGAUGAAUUCUAUAAAGAUCUACAUAAAUUAUAUUGCUCUUUGUUUGGGGUUAGAAUGUAAGGAUUUGUUGGGAAGGCUUGAGAGCAAUAAAACUAGAUGCCUCAAAGAGAAUUGUGUAAGUUCUAUUUUUUCUUUCUUCACCUGUUAUAUCAUAUUGUAUGUUUGUUCUUUUUACUGAUAUGAAAUAGACUUAACAUUUUUAUACACAUUGUAUCAAUAAAACUUGUUUGAUCUAACCGCAAAUUAAAUUUAUUUGUUGCUAAAUUUAGGUGUACAUGUAAUAAAUUUAGUGACUGUAUUUGUAUGCAGAUAGUACAAGUGCUUAAUAGUUUAUUUGUGCUUUUUUGUACUUGACAGAUUUACAUACCGGUUGUCAUACUUAAUUUGAACAGGCACUGUUAUACUUUUCUAUUCCUGUCAAUAUUGUUAUAGUAUAAAACUAGAAUGUAAUGCAAAUAAAAACUGCAUUUUUUGCUAUACAAUACCCAAUCAUUAUCAUAUGCAGCUCCAUGUCAUACUUCCAUGUAAAAUUUAAUCAAAAACGUCUUGGUUUCUUCCAAUUCUUCAGUUCAAAUUACAUACAUAAAUGUUUGCAUUUGAGCAUUUGGAAUUUCUGACUACUUGAUUUAGAUUUUCUAUUGAUAAAGAUGGAAAAAAGAAUGCUGUUAUCAAUAUGUUGUUAUGUGUUAAACUAUUUUGCCUUUUUUAUCUCACAUAUUCUAAUUGUGAUGUUGUUUAAAUACUAACUUUUUGUUGCAGUUUGCAGAUGUUUCACUGAACAUGUUUUACCCUUUACCACUUAGAUAGGUAUUUGGAUGCAUUUGUAGUCGCUUAGAAAGGUAAAUUUAAUUAAAGGCCUUUCAUACUAUAUUCAAGUCUAUAAGGCUUCAUUUCCUUAGAUAUUGAUGAGAAGCAAACAUCAUAAAACCUGAACAGACUGCAAGUAACUCGCAGGCUGUUCUGGUUUUAUGCUGUUUGCACAUAGCCAUUUUCACUUUGCUUCUGAGUGGGAAAGUGUUAAACAGUUAGUGCUAUUAGAAACUUAAAUUUAAUUGUAUGGGUAGUUUGCAUUAUACUUUUUAUACGCCCGUAUAAAAUACGGGACGUAUUAUGUGAAACCCCUUGGCGGGCGGGCGGGCGGAAGGCAUCACUUUGUCCGGACUCUAAUUCAAAUUGUAUUCAUCCGAUCUUCACCAAACUUGGUCAGCAGUUGCAUCUAGUUGAUAUCUAGGCCAAGUUCGAAUAUGGGUCAUGCCGGGUCAAAAACUAGGUCAUAGGGUCAAUAAGUGCAUUUUCAAAGGGGCCACUUUGUCCGGACUCUAUUUCAAAUUGUAUUCAUCCGAUCUUCACCAAACUUGGUCAGCAGUUGCAUCUAGUUGAUAUAUAGGCCAAGUUCGAAUAUGGGUCAUGCCGGGUCAAAAACUAGGUCAUAGGGUCAAUUAGUGCAUUUUCAACGGCGCCACUUUGUCCGGACUCUAAUUCAAAUUGUAUUCAUCCGAUCUUCACCAAACUUGGUCAGUAGUUGCAUCUAGUUGAUAUCUAGGUCAAGUCCGAAUAUGGGUCAUGCUGGGUCAAAAACUAGGUCAAAGGGUCAAUUAGUGCAUUUUACUUUGUCCGGACUCUAAUUCAAAUUGUAUAAAUCUUAUCUUCACCAAACUUGGUCAGUAGUUGCAUCUAGUUGAUAUCUAGGCCAAGUUCGAAUAUGGAUCAUGCCAGGUAAAAAACUAGGUCAUAGGGUCAAUUAGUCCAUUUUCAACAGCGCCACUUUGUCCGGACUCUUAUUCAAAUUGUAUUCAUCCGAUCUUUACCAAACUUGGUCAGUAGUUGCAUCUAGUUGAUAUCUAGGUCAAGUUCGAAUAUGGGUCAUGUCGGGUCAAGAACUAGGUCAUAGGGUCAAUUAGUGCAUUUUCAACGGCGCCACUUUGUCCGGACUCUAAUUCAAAUUGUAUUCAUCCGAAACUUUUAAACAACUUUUUAUCCUGCGUCAAAGUGGUAUGGGGGUAUAAGUCACAUUCAGUGACAAAGCUCUAGUUCAAGUUGAAUUCACCAAACUUGGUCAGAGGUAGUAUAUAGAUUAUAUAUCAGUCAGGUCUGAUUGGAGACAUGCAACCGAUUAACACAUGCAAUAUUUUUAUGCAAUAUUUUUAUCCAGUUUUAUUUUGCGAUAUUUUCAUCGGGUUUAUUUUUUUCGCGAUUUUUGAAAUUUUUUUUUGCUUAUUUCCAAAACAAAUACAUCAAUCAUCAGUGUAUCAUCUCCAAUGGCACACGAAUCGGGCGUAUAUUGCUCCGUCAUGCGGCGCUCUUGUUUAUACUGCAUACCUUUAUCUGCAUAAUACUAAUAAACUGUUUACCUAUUCUUUAAACUGUUCAAGUCAUGUUGUAACGGUAAUAGUUUUCUUACCAAACUGAUAUUGAUGAUAUCAGCUAUGGAAUGCCUUGAUUGUUUUAAAGCUCAGUCCGAAGAAGUACAGUCGGAGAAAUAUUCGAAAUAAAUUUAGCAGUGAUACUUCAUGCAAAGUCUUUGCUGUAACAUAUAUAUAUACCAUGUAUGGCGUAUAUACGUGUAGAAAAGCUUGACUUCUUCCGAAGCUGCCCGAAGCCAAUCCCGCGUUUGCUCGUAAUUGUUCGGAUGUUGUAGUGAGAAAUUCACAUGGAAUAUAUUGUGACACAAAAAAAUAAAAAUGAGCCUUUUGUAUCACGUUAAAUCUAUUUUACCAGACCCCAUCUAGCGUUUAAAAUUUGGCUAAUGCUAUAAGGAACAUUGAUUUUGAUUUAAUUUUUUUUUUAUUUUUCGAAAUAUUGUACGAAAUAUUCGCAGAUUUUGAGUGUUUAUGGGCUUUUUAGUAAUCAUACAUCAAUAGUUUUAAUAGGAAAGCUUAUUGUAUAGACAUGUCCUUUACUCUUUUUUUCUGAAACCUAGUUUUUUCUGUGUUUAGUUCAUUCCAUUACGAAAAUGAGCUUCUGAACAAUAUGAUUUUGUGCUAAAUUCACAUGCUUUGUUUAAGCAUUUCAUUCUAUGCCAUGCAGUCAUAAUCUAAAACCAAAAGAAAAACUAAAAAGUAUCAUUUCAUUCUUGCUGUGUGUAUAACAUCAUUCAAGCAAAAGGCAAAUCAAUUCAAAUAAAGUUGUUGAACGUCAUUUCAGGUAUGAAAGUUGUGUUGGACCCAAAGACUAAAAAUUGCAACAAUUGUUAUAUACAGCUUCUCAAUAAUACCAAUUAACGAAUUCUUAUGCAUGUAAAAAAAUACAGUUGUUGCAUACUUAAUUGUUUUGUUACAAUUGUGUGAAUCAAAUGACUGAUGUAUUGACAAAUUGAAAUCACAUUAAAAACUUGACUGUGUGUGUUUUUAGGGGGCUUUUAACAGAAAUAACUUAAUGAUAGCAUUCAAGCAAUUAUUAUUCCUUGAACUGGUUCUGCCCAGGAAAUAGGCACAAAUAGUGGAGCAUUCAAGCUGUCUUUCUGAGGUACUGAUUAUACCCAGAAAUUAUGAAAUUUGACUGGAUAAAACUUUUAGCUUCCUUGUCGUAGUUUAUUUGCUAGAAUUACAGUAAGUCCAUGCGUUGGACAAGACAUAUCAAUGUGUGUAACAGCACCAUGUUUAUGAAUGAUCACCUUUAUUGCUUGGUUUCAACUGUUUAGAGUGUUAAAAACUUGUUUAUGUCAGUUAACUUUAUUUCUAGUGUUAAAUACCGUUAAAUACAUUUGGAAGUGUUCUUUGUAAAUUACAUUUCUCAUUAGUAUUAUAUAGGUAAUGUACAUGAUAACUAUCACUAUUUUAAAGAAAAGUUAUUAUUGUUGGAUAGAAUGAAAUAAAAUAGACAUUUAUAAAAUGGUCCAUUAUACUCGCAAUAACUUUAUCUGUUGAAGUCUGUACCUGCUUAUAAAUUGUAUAGUUGCUGUUUUGUCCAGUCGAUUGGUAGGUCAGGGAACAGUUUUAUGUUUAAAUACCAUGUAUUUCUUAUGAUUAAAAUGGAAAUCCCUAUGGGUGACUAUUCCAUGUUUUUCAGUGAUAAAGUAUGCUUUAAACUUGACUGUAAUUGUUUGCAUAAUAAAAUAUCUUAAUUUUCAUAAUUGUAUUGAAUGAAGGAACAGGUUUUGAAGGUUGCAUGUGAAACUGUUGUAUUUCAUAUAAAAAUGUUGAGAAGAUGCAAAUGUUUGAUGCUUACCUUCUGAAUUUGAUGCUUAUAGGCUGUCUGUGAAUACAGCUGGUGGCAUAACUUAGUAUGAGCUCUUAGUGUUUGUUCACUGCUCACAAUGGCUAAGCUUUCCACAGAAACGUGUGAAUAUGUAACAGUAUAAACUAAGAAUUGUAGUAUUUUCUACAACGUGUACAGAUUAUGUUAUGAUAGAAUAAAUGCUAUUGUAUAAUCUUCAUUGUCAAAAAGAAGAUGCACUCAGUAAUAAUUUAAUAUGUCUUAGUUAUAAAAAUGUUUUCAUGCAAAUCUGCAUUUCAUUUACAAAUCACAACUUCCGUGUUGUUGUUUUCUAAUGGUUGCAUUUUGUCAAACAGCUUUUUAUGCCUCUGGUAGAGUGGCAUAUAGCAUUUGAACUGUCUGUCCGUCCGAAAACCUUAACAUUGGCCAUAACUUUUGCAAUAUUGAAGACAGCAACUUGAUAUUUGGCAUGCAUGUGUAUCUCAUGGAGCUGCAUAUUUUGAGUUUUGAAAGGUCAAGGUCAUCCUUCAAGAUCAAAAGUAAAAAAAUACAAUCCAAGGGAAGUGAUAAGCCUUAAAAGGGAGAUAAUUUCUAAAUCUGCCAAAUGAUCUAUUAAAAUUUUAUUUCAAAGCGGGUUCUUUCUGAGAACGUUCACAAUAUCCUACAGAAACGAAGUACCCAAGAGAUGGAAUGGAAUGUACAAGUAAGGCUUAGCGUUUCAUGCUAAAAUAAAUUUUGGAAUCAUCAAGACAAAUGGGGGAAAAACUAGUAGCUACUAAGUAUGCAUGUUAUAUCGUAUAUCUAAAUGCUGACAUCUCAUUUUAUAACUUGGAAUCUCUGAAACAUUGACCAAUACGGUGCAAAAUGAUAAGUGUGAAUUUCAUAGCUGUUUGACUAAGUUGCUUAUUCAUAUUCAUACAUAUUUACAUGGUCAUCCGUCAAACUUAUACUUGUGUGAUUUUUGUUUUGUUAAUAGUUUGCUUAAUUCAAAAUAUUAUGUUGUCCUUUGAACACUUAUGAUGUUACAUUGCAUUCUCACUGAAGUAAUAUGUCAAUGAGGCAUUUAGUUCAUAUAAUUCAAGAUAUUGGCGGUCUUUUAGCACACCAAUUUGUGCAACAGGCAACAAAGAAUCGUCUAAAGUAGAAACAACUAUUAAUACUGUUCUUGUUUCCAAUGACUGGAAGAAAAUCUUUAACUUACUUUGAUUAUCAUGAACAAAUUUUAUUAUCCAAAUGCACUUUUUUUUGUUCUAUUUCAAAUAGAAUAUAUGUGCAUAUAAUGCGGAAUAUUGUGACAAAGUGGUGUACUCAAAGAUCAAUGAAUGUUUAUUGAUACAUAAUGGACACGUUUCACCUCACUUCCCAGUAUGUUUGUGGUAUGUUUGAACGUUCUGGUAAAUAAUUGUUACAUUAUAUUGUUGAUUUUUUUUUCUUAAUCUUUUUUUUUUUUGGUUUUCUGAAUAAAAUAUUUGAGAAUAAAAUAUUUAAUUAUUGUAUUUAUUUUCGGGCUGUAUAAAGAAAACAAAUAUAUUUUUCUUAAAUGGAGGUAUUAUGCAAGUUAAAUAAUUAAAUCAAAACACUUGUAUUCCAAUAUUUAUAUGUAAUAUAUAUUGCAAUACAGUUAUUGGUAAUGCCUUUUAAUUAAGAACCAAUAAAAAAUGUAAAGCUUUAAAUGCAUUUCACUUAUUUGUCUUUGAGAAGUGUGUAGAAAAUAAUUUGCUAAUCUUAACAUAUAAGAUGCUGUUUGAAUGUUUUUUUACUAAAUAGAUGGAUAAAAUGCCCUUUCUUUGAGCUAUGCGUUUUUAACCAGUGACAUAUUGUGUCAAUUUGUCAAUGUGAUACACUUGCAAGGUGUCAACAGUUUAAACACUACAUUAAUUUACAUACCUUGAUGUUUUAGGACUUUUUCAUUUGAACUGUAAUGAAUUACUAUUACGUUUGAACUUAACCCAUUUAUGCCUAGCGUCUAGAAAAAAAGGCCUUUGAAAACAGCCUAGACCCAGAUGAGACGCUGCAUGAUGCGGCGUCUCAUCAGGGUCUGCGCUGUUUGCUGAAAGGAAUUUUUGUAAGUAAUAUUCUAAAUAUAGAAAUAAAUAUACUAGACAUCCCUAAUUUUGGAAAUAAAUUGAUCCAAUUUAGAAGGAUGGGAGAGUCCACUAGGCAUAAAUGGGUUAAAGAACAUACAUAUGAGCUUAUAGAUACAUCCAUCAUCAUUUAGCACUUGUCGUCUGUAUAUAUUUCCAAAUAUUAUGUAUGCAUUGAAAUAUGUUUGUUUUUUGUUCCAAAAUGUUCUUAAGUGAUGAUUUUUGGUGAAAUUUAGUGGCAGAUAACUGUAAGCAAAAUUACAGUGAGUAACUUAUAAAUGUGCAACAGCAAUAUUUAGUGUAGGUUCAUGUUUGAAUGUAAUUAAAACACCUGAUGGAGCGUUUACCUUUACAUUUAUAGGUGCACACAUUCUUUGGUUGUUGUUUAUUUUCUUGUUUCUGAAGCUUGUUUUACGUUUGUGCAAAGAGUUAUACACACAUAUUCCCACAAUGUGUGUAUUUCUCCCUAAUGUUAAUAGAUUAACUACAAUUUGAACUUUAUAUACUUUAUUGUUUUACUUAUCUAUAAUAAUUAAAUGAGAAUAACAACUUUGGAACUAUUCCAUAGUAUUUAUUAUUACGGUACAAAUUAUUUUUUCUACAAUAUCACUGACUUCUCUAACUUAUAAUAUACAAUUGCUUGCAGUAAACUGUAUCUAAUGUAGUGUACCACAAAACUAGAAACACAUUAAUAUUAGUUGGUAAAGCAAUUGUGUUAUCUACCAACCAUCAGUAAACAGGGCAAGUUGCAUUUGCAAGGAAAAAAAUCUUCAAUUUACAUGUAUAUAUAAAUUGAUUUGUUUUGAGAAAUUCGAUGUAAACUGGCUUGCAGUAAAUAAAAUUGCUGUAUCAAUAAUUUAUUUGUUUACAAAAAAUACUAUUUAUCAUUCGAAAACAAGGCCUGAGUAAUAGAUUGUGACCAAUAUAUUGUUUGCUAGGAUUUAUAAAAGCGUUUUUAUCGGACUAGUUUUAUAAAGAGCAUAAAUUUGCAUUUAUAUUAACAAAUAUCAUGUAAAUUGUUCUUGUAAUUAAAUAUAUUUACAAUAGUGUGAGAUGACGGAUAUGUUACAAAAUAUGAAAAAUGUCUUAAUUAUUUUGAUGUAUUGUUUCUUCUGUUAGUACAAUUUUUUUUUUGUAACCUGUAACCUUUGUUAGAACUAUGUGUAUAUUGUAUGUAGUUAAAAUGUGCUCACUUUAAAGUGCUGUUUAUUUCCUAUUAUUAAAUAAAUGAAUAAAUUAUAUAUACAGUU
Molecule: messenger RNA, 10059 nt
Organism: Dreissena polymorpha
Lineage: Eukaryota; Metazoa; Mollusca; Bivalvia; Myida; Dreissenidae
Product: ribosomal protein S6 kinase alpha-1-like
Exons: 22
Coding region: 123-2357 (744 amino acids)
Biological process (GO): intracellular signal transduction; protein phosphorylation
Molecular function (GO): ribosomal protein S6 kinase activity; ATP binding; magnesium ion binding
Source: RefSeq, a predicted model, not a curated record